This is a messenger RNA of Bursaphelenchus okinawaensis, 661 nucleotides long. The record is from the annotation of a GenBank genome assembly. NCBI's taxonomy places the organism in Eukaryota, Metazoa, Nematoda, Chromadorea, Rhabditida, Aphelenchoididae.
AUGAUCACCUUGUCCUUCACCUCAAUCGAGUACAAAGAGAGGUGUUUGUUGAAGAAGAUGAAGGUAGUACAAUAUUAUUAUCGGUACGACCUCAAGAAUCUGAAGAAGUUACGAAAGAAGCGUGCUCAAAUCCUGAAUGAAACUGGAGUUUGGAUUGGUACUAAAGAGAAAACGACUGCUGGUAAGUAGUAAACAUUUAUAAAUUGGGAAUGAACAUUUUGAGUUUAUUGUAAAAACUAACUAUGCUCUUCCAUUAUAUAAAAGUCUAUUUAUGUGUUAUAUUGUAGUAGAUAACUGCUAAAACUUUAGAAGAAUCAAAAAAGAAUCUAAGGCAAAGAAAAGCUGAAGGUGAUAAAGCAACCAGUAAGAAGCUACCAGUAAAAGAAGUAAGUUAUUUUGUAUUUUUCAAUAUUUAAAACUUCUCAAACAAUUUUUUAUAAUUUUUUAAAAAAGAAGAUAACGUAAAUUAACGUUCAAUUUGAUAUUGUUGUAGCCAGAGAAGGUAGAGAAGGUGGAGAAAGAGAAAUCAGUUGAACAAGUCCAAACUCAACCAGCCAAACCCAAGGAAACGUUCAAGUCAUCUUCUUCAUCGUCCAAAAAGAAGGGCGCGUCGAAGGAAUCGAAAGAAACUUCCAAAUCUAAGGAAACCAAGUCACAGUAG